This is a messenger RNA of Sebastes umbrosus (honeycomb rockfish), 3982 nucleotides long. It is a transcript of the gene mov10l1, whose product is annotated as Mov10 like RISC complex RNA helicase 1. The transcript is spliced from 27 exons. The record is from RefSeq and is a predicted model, not a curated record. Gene Ontology annotation, molecular function: helicase activity. NCBI's taxonomy places the organism in Eukaryota, Metazoa, Chordata, Actinopteri, Perciformes, Sebastidae. The coding region runs from base 259 to 3735 and encodes 1158 amino acids.
CGCAGCGCUCCCGCGUUACGUAAGAACGUAACCUUGACGUAAGACCCCAACACGUGCACUGUACCGUUAACGCCGGCUAACGCUGGUUUAGCAUUAGCUCAUAUCUGUGUUGAGAAGAUAAUAUAACAAUAACCUCACCGGUCGUCCGUUAAAUAAUGUCCCCGGUUACUCUCAUCUCUACGCCACCAUUUGCUGUAUAGCUAAGGUAACUAACUAAAGUAGAUAACUAACUGUUUCCUUCAGCUCCCAUCUGCAGACAUGCUGACUGCUGUGAGGUGUGUUCUGUCUAAGCUGGUCUCUCCUCUGUGGAGGACUGCAGAGCUGGAUGGAGAAGGUGUUUACUCCGACUCAACAGGCAUGGAGGAUGUUCGCCACCUGCGGGGUAGUGUGGUAACCCAGCUGUGCCUCGACUAUGGCAUGAUAGACGAUGCAAUCUACUUCACCAGUGGAGAGGUGUUGGGUGGGAUACCACUGAAAGAAGGGGACCUGGUGAACUGCAUAGCAGCACGAGAUGGUGCCCAAGGGGGAUGGAAAGCUUUACGGGUGGAGAAGAGUGCAGAUGCUUGGGAGGAUGGAGGAAGAACUUCCCUCGAAGCCGACAGUAUGCAGCUGCGGCCUCUCAUUGGCACAGUCACAUCAUUUGACGGAGAUGGCGGCUACAUAAACCAGACCACAUACUUCCCACGCUGCAGUCUAUGGGAAGGUUAUGAGCCGAUGAAAGGAGACUGGGUCCAAGCAAAAUAUUGUAUCAACCCUACCCAGUGGACCACCCAGGCUCGUUCUGUGGUCCCUUUACGCUACCGCCGCCUAGACCAGGUGCAAGUGACCAGCAUGUAUGGUAGAAAUGGCGUGGUGGAGGACAAUGUGUUCUUCAGCCUGGACUCUCUGCUGCUGCCUGCACACUACCAGCCUCUGCCAGGGCAUCUGGUCAACCUAGUGAUGGUGGAGAGCAGCCAGUCCUUUUACUGUUGGAGGGCCCUGUGCAUGGCACCCUGCCAUCAGAGUGGGAAUAUUACUGCUACACGUCUCCCAGAGGCUGAACUCCAGAGCAUUUUGGAAAACAAAGGGGGUCUGGAUGUAACGGACUAUGGCCAGUUUGCGGAUCUGAUGAUUGGGGAGAGACAAGAGCUGGUGCUCUGGAUACAAAAUAAAAGUUCAGAGACCCACAGGCUGAAGCUCUGUGCCUUCGCUGGCUGGGACUCAGAGGAACAGUUCACUCUGGUUCCUGUCAAAGGCUCCGCACCACUGAGACGGAAACGACAGCCUUUACAAGAAAACUGCUCAGAGUCCGAAAACGGCUCAGAGUCUUCAGAAACACAAGUCAGUGAUGCAAAAGAGGAAGAGAAAGAAAACGGUGAGGUGCUGAAGGAGACUGUUCAUUCCCUUGGUGUCAGGAGAGAGGAGAGAGACUCGGAUAUUCCACCAGGAGAGAGGUUGUCUAUUGUAGUAUCCUGCCAAGCAAAGAGCCUGGGAAGCUGUUCUGAGCUGCUGUUACUGCACUUCUCCUCUUUGACCAUCGGGAGGCGCCUGGAGGUCACAGUGGGUAGUAAAGAGCAGAACCUGCUGCAGCCGUCAGUGCCCUACAGUCCCAGAGAUGCACGUCCUGUGGACUCAACAGAGCCUGCUCACGUGAUCACCGUCUCCGCUCCAAAAGACCCACCGAGGCUCACCAAGCGGCGGCUGCCAAACUUCCUGCCUAACUUCCCGCUGCCCCAUGCUCUCAGAGACUGUGUGGAGGCACAGAGCGACGUGCUGGUAGUUCAGCCCUGCCUCGGAGAGGUGCUGUCACCGUCCAACAUGCGUUUGCGUUUCUCGGUCCUUCUCUGGCUGGAAGAGCUGCACGCAGAGAGGGAGAUGAGAGAGUUCACCAUCAACGGGGCCCUUCUCAGGAAAGGAGCGGUCUACCUGCACCUAGAGGUCCUCGGGUUGGCUGAAGGCAGACCCAGUCUCAAUAUAAGUGACAGAAUAGUACUGAAGAAACCACAGAGUGACGGCAUGGUAAUGGAGUACGUUAGUUAUGUCGCAGAGAUCAAUGAUGAAAAUGUGAGUUUGAGAGUGAACUCAGAGUUUCAGCGCAGCUACCUCGGAGAGCCACUUGAUGUUGAGUUCUCUUAUAACAGGUUGACCAUGAGGCGAUGUCACAACGCACUUGAGCAGACAAAACAGUUUGGGGAGAUUCUCUUCCCCUCUAGAGCGACCGUUCAGGCCCCUCAGUGGACAGGAACGUGGGUAGAGGAGCCAGACCAAAACAAAACAACGCAGAACAACGAGGCUCCAGCCACGGAAAACGGAAAUGUUUCGAGCAUUUCCAUCGACAUGAAGUCAAAGGCCACACAGACGAAAGAUGACAGACUGCCGUCCAAGCCCAUCCCCAGCGCGGGGCACUUCUUUAACCCGGACCUGAACCCCCCUCAGAGAGAGGCCGUGAAGAGUAUCCUGGCAGGGGAUUGUCGGCCCAUUCCUUAUGUGCUGUUUGGACCUCCAGGCACCGGAAAGACCAUCACCCUCAUAGAGGCCAUACUACAGAUUUACCACUUUCUGCCCAGUAGUCGGAUGCUCGUGUGUACUCCUUCCAACAGCGCCGCUGACCUCAUCUGCAUCCGCCUACAUGACAGCGGUUUCCUGCACGCUGCAAGUUUGGCCCGCGUCAACGCGUCCUGUAGGCAGGAAGAGUUCAUCCCAGAAGUGCUGAGGCUGUACUCGCGGGCAGGAGAGGACAUCCGUCACGCCUCUUUUCACAGGAUUGUGGUCAGCACCUGCUCCAGCGCCGGCAUGUUCCACAAUAUAGGACUACAGGUGGGACACUUCACCCACGUGUUUCUGGAUGAAGCCGGCCAGGCCACAGAACCAGAGUCCCUGAUCCCCAUGAGUUAUGUAUCUGAGAGAGAUGGACAGAUAGUGUUGGCCGGCGACCCCUGUCAGCUGGGUCCAAUAGUGAAGUCCAAGCUGGCUGCUGCCUUUGGCCUGGGGGUGUCUAUGUUGGAGAGGCUGAUGGCCAACCCGCUGUACGCCAGACAUGACUGGGGAUACAACCCGAAGCUGGUCACCAAGCUGAUCUACAACUACCGUUCCCAUGAGGCCUUGCUCACGUUGCCCUCCAAGCUCUUCUACAAGAACGAACUGUGUGUUAAAGCAUCGAAGGUCACAGUAGAGACUCUCUGCCAGUGGAAAACCCUGCCCAAAAAAGGCUUCCCACUCCUCUUCCAUGGAGUUAGGGGCACAGAGAUGAGGGAAGGUAACAACCCGUCGUGGUUCAACCCAGUGGAGGCUGUACAGGUCAUGCUCUACUGCUGCCAGCUGGCCAAGAAGCUCUACAACCCCGUGGACGCCGCUGACAUCGGCAUCAUCGCCCCCUACAAGAAACAAUGUGAGAAGAUCCGAGUGCUGCUGGGUAAGGUUGGUCUGUCUGACAUCAAAGUGGGCUCUGUGGAGGAGUUCCAAGGACAAGAGUUCCUGGUCAUCAUCAUGUCUACGGUGCGCUCUAAUGAAUCGGUACAGAGCGAUGAUUUGCAGAGCGCGCUCGGCUUUCUGGCCAACCCCAAACGCUUCAACGUGGCCAUCACUCGUCCCAAAGCCCUGCUCAUAAUUGUUGGAAACCCCCACAUUCUCAUCAGGGAUCCAUGCUUCAGGGCUCUACUGCAGUACUGUUUCAUCAACGGGGCGUAUCUGGGCUGUGACCCCCCUCCCUCCCUAAGAGACUCUCAGAUAGUUGCAGAGCAGCAAAGGACAGCAUAAGAGGACGAUGUAAUCAUGGAUGUUGUACCUCGGCUCUGUCAACCUGACUAUCGUGUUCUAAGUCCCCCCCCCUCCUCCUUCACAUUUCCUUGGCUUGUCUCUCUUUUGACUGUUUGUAUCCGUCUUAAUCAGUGUUCACUGAAUUGGUUUGAAAAGAGAAAUUUCUUGUUUCUGUGAAAGCCAAAUGCAGUUUCCAUUCAGGGGGGGGGGUAGAAAUAAAGAUGACGCUUGUGUACACUGCACAUUA